This is a messenger RNA of Carcharodon carcharias (great white shark), 6898 nucleotides long. RefSeq names its product atrial natriuretic peptide-converting enzyme-like. The coding region runs from base 245 to 3577 and encodes 1110 amino acids. NCBI's taxonomy places the organism in Eukaryota, Metazoa, Chordata, Chondrichthyes, Lamniformes, Lamnidae. The transcript is spliced from 22 exons. Gene Ontology annotation, biological process: regulation of blood pressure; acrosome reaction; peptide hormone processing. Gene Ontology annotation, cellular component: membrane. The record is from RefSeq and is a predicted model, not a curated record. Gene Ontology annotation, molecular function: serine-type endopeptidase activity; protein binding.
UUGAGGCGAAGCAGGUUCUUUUCACUGGGGUUGAAAAGCAAACCAUGAUAAACCAUAAAGCCUGAUCCGAUCGUCCGCUCGCGUAGGUCAUUAGCGGCUCAAUGUCUUGUCUUCUUGGAGAGCGUUCCUAGCGACGCUGUGAUCGUUGGAGCUAUCGGGGGAAUCGUGCCCGGAGAAGUUCCUGGAAUGAUUGGUCCGCGGUACCGGCAACCAGAGGCAGGUGUUGGGGACAGAUGAAGACAACAUGGGGGAUGCUUGUCCUCAGAAGCUGGGAUCAGUCAAGCACCUCCGCCUCCUGCUGUUAAUACUUAUUCCAUGUGUCUGCGCUUUCAUCUGUGUGCUAGUAAUCCUCCUGGCAUUUGUAGGCGUUAUAGGUGAUGGCUUUUUUGAACAGAGGAAGAAUGAUGUACUUGCAACCAGUGGGACUGGACACGUAACUGAUAUUCCUUAUACAGACAACAUUGGAAAUAGUUCAGGAGUGCCACAACAAAUAGACCUGGAGACACUUUCUCCUUUUGCAGUAACAAAUGUCUCAACUUCUGGUGGCCUAAAUGGUGAAGACAAGUUCAUUGAUUUGAAUAAAGGACAGUUGAGCACCACAAAUAUGCAGGAAGACAUUUUGCUGCCUUCUACACACAGUAUAUCACCCAGUUUUGAUGAUAUCAAUGUGGGCCCAUUCCUGCAUGUGGAGGAAACAAGCUCAUUUACUCAGAGAACAGAUGGAACAUUUUCUUCUUCUGAGCCACCUACAAAAGCCUCACCUUUCAAGACUUCUUUUCCUAGCCUCAGCUCCAGCAGUAUUGCUACAGAUAACAACACAACACAUGAAGCUGUACAUUUUGCCACCAGCUUUGGUGCCUGUAACAAUGUAACUUACAGCCUAUGUGAAAUGCUGCCCUAUAAUCAGACUACUGUGCCAUCCUAUCUUUCAAACUUCAGCAUUGCGGACAUGGAAAUGCUCAUCCGUUUCUUCAGUCAGCUUAACCUCCUGCGCUGCUAUCAACAUAUCAUGCUCUUUGGCUGCAGCCUUGCUCUUCCUGAGUGUAUCAACAACACUGAGAGAGCAGUAAUUCUUCCAUGCAUGUCAUUCUGUGAGGCUGCGAAGGAAGGCUGUGAACCAUUGUUGCAACAGGUGGAGGCUGGAUGGCCAGAGUUCCUCAAAUGCUCCAGGUUUGUCAACGAUACAGGAAUGGAAAACACCAGCAAGAUAUGCUUUUCACCACAUCAAGAGGAAGGAAAAACAUCUUGCAAACAGCUGGACAAUUUCUUAUGUGGCAGUGGGUUCUGUAUCCAAAGGAAGCUGCUGUGCAACGGUUACAAUGAUUGUGAUGACUGGAGCGAUGAAGCAGACUGCACCUGUAGUCAAGAGCAGUUUCAAUGUGGCACUGGCAAAUGCAUCUACUAUAAUAACACAUGUGACGGUUACGAUGACUGUGGGGACCUGAGCGAUGAACUGAGCUGUGAGUGCAAUCCAGAGCUUCAUUUCAGAUGUGGAGAUGGCAGAUGUGUCCUUAAGUCCUGGGUAUGUGAUGGGGACCACGACUGCAUGGACAGGUCUGAUGAGGUUAACUGCUCUUGCAAGAGCCAGGGUCUAAUGGAAUGUGGUAAUGGUCGAUGUAUUCCAAGCAUUUUCCACUGUGAUGGUGAAAAUGACUGUGAAGACUGGAGCGACGAACUGAACUGCUCCAAAACUCAUGAUCAGACCCCUUGUAAGGAAGGGGAUUUAGCCUGUGCUGAAAAUUCCUGUACUGACAUGUGCAAUGGAAGCUCUGGUUGUGCAGCUCAAAACAGUAGAAUAAACUGCAGUAAAUGUGAGCCCAUAACUCUUGAGCUCUGUAUGAACCAACCAUACAACUCCACCAUCUACCCUAACUACCUGAGUCACCGAAACCAGAAAGAGGCAUCUAUCAGCUGGGAAUUUUCACUCUUUCCAACCCUCGUUCAGACCAAUUGUUACAAGUACCUCAUGUUCUUUGCGUGCACCAUCCUUGUACCAAAGUGUGAUUAUGAGACAAAUCAACGGGUCCCACCUUGCAGAUCUCUAUGUGAAAACUCCAAAGAACACUGUGAGACUGUACUGAGCAUGGUUGGACUGCAGUGGCCAGAGGACACAGACUGCAGACAGUUCCCCAGGGAAACCUCUGACAACAAGACAUGCCUGAUGCCUGAUGAAAACGUGGAAGAGUGCUCCCCAAGUCAUUUCAAGUGCAACUCAGGGAGAUGUGUCUUGGCAUCAAAAAGGUGUGAUCGACGACCAGACUGUGAUGAUUUUAGUGAUGAGGAAGAAUGUGGUUGUAGUGAGAGAGGCCUCUGGGAAUGCCCCAGUGACAAGACGUGUAUCAAGCAUACAAUGAUCUGUGAUGGUUUCCAGGACUGUGCUGACAAAGCAGAUGAAAAGAAUUGCUCAUCCUGUACUGACAUUGAGAAGGUCUGCAUUAACCAUGCCUGUGUCCCCCAUCAUGUUUGGUGUGAUGGGAGGAGAGAUUGCCCUGAUGGCUCAGAUGAAUGGAAUUGUGUGUCACUGUCAGACAGUGCAGUUUCCUUGUCUCAGCUUGUUGUGCACAGGUCGACCUCUGACUAUCACGUGUGUGCUGAUGAUUGGCAGGAAGAGCUCAGCCAGCUGGCCUGCAAGCAGAUUGGUUUAGGAGGCCCUCCAGUGACUCAAAUAUUGUCAGAAUACAACCAAACGCAACACAGGAAGUGGUUAUGCCUGAGUUCUGAUUGGCGGAAUAAGAAUGUUUCCAAUCUACAGGCCUUAUUACAAAAGGGGCAGGUGUGUCAAAGCAAAAGCAGGAUAUCCCUCCAAUGCACCAAAGAAAAUUGUGGUCAGCGCCCAGCAAUUCGACUGAAUAAAAGAGUUCUUGGAGGCAGAACUAGUCGCCCAGGCCGCUGGCCCUGGCAGUGCUCAUUGCAGAGUGAGCCAAGUGGACAUAUUUGUGGCUGUGUACUGAUUGGACGAAAAUGGGUUUUGACAGUGGCACAUUGUUUUGAAGGCCGUGAAAAUGCAGCUGUCUGGAAUGUUGUAUUUGGUAUCAACAAUCUGGACCAUCCAUCUGAAUCUAUGCAGACCCAGGAGGUGAACCGAAUAAUCCUACACCCACGCUAUAACAGAGCAUUUGUUGAUUAUGACAUCAGUGUGGUGGAGCUGCGUGAAGAAAUAGUUGAGACUAGCUAUGUCCGACCUGUCUGCCUUCCCAAAAAAGACCAAGUGGCAGAACCUGAUACCUACUGCUUUAUCACAGGGUGGGGGCACACAGGCAACAGAGUUCCAUUCAAACUCCAGGAAGGAGAGGUUCGCAUUCUCUCACUUGAUCAUUGCCAGUCAUACUUUGAUACUAAAACAAUCACUUCUCGAAUGUUAUGCGCAGGCUAUGAACCUGGAACAGUGGACUCUUGCAUGGGUGACAGUGGAGGACCUCUGGUUUGUGAACAACCUGGCAAGAGAUGGACAUUAUUUGGUCUAACAUCUUGGGGAUCAGUGUGCUUUACAAAACUCCUUGGACCCGGUGUUUACAGCAAUGUAACUCAUUUUGUUGAAUGGAUUGAGAGGCAGAUCUACAUCCACACUUUUUUAUAAAUAAAUAAUUACAAGGCCAGCAGAACAGUACCUGAGAUGAAACCGUAAAUAGCAAGAAGCAGAAAUGUGGCAGCUGGCAAGGACUAGAUGAUCAUUCCUCUUCCCUUGCAGUAGACCCCACACCCACCCUUCCAUUUCCCACCCCCAUUCACUGAAAUAUUUCAGUAAUAAUUCAUAAGGAAUAACUACACCAAACUGUUCUCAAGGUGAUGGUUUCUCUGAUACCUGGAUUAUUAUGGGAAUCAAUGACUUUUAGAAAUAUGGAGUUCAUUGAUCUUUAACAAAAUGUUUAUAUCCCAUUUUGUAAUACACCUGUCAAUUGCUGCUCCCUCUUGAGAUUUGUAGUGCAUCCAUUCCAAAGCUGUAGAGCACUGUAUGACCUGAUUAGAUUCUUCUGGUAAACAAGGUCAGUAUUUGCUGUUCAGUCUGUGGAGAGGAAUUUUUGCUACCUCUAACUUGACCUGUUUGAGAAAGCUGCUUCUGCAUUCUUCGUGAGACUGCCUCACACUGAGGAUGCUGAUGAGGGGAGAAAUUCUUUCAUAUUUUACAGAACUACUUACAGGAUGGGUUUAUUUUGCUUCAGUGCAUAACCGUGAGCCAAAUGUAUUGGAGUUAUAGAUUAAUUUCUACAUGGUGAUCAGUCUAAAGCUUUUCUUAUAAUUAAUCCUUGGUCACGAUAUAGAAUAUUUUCAAUAUGUUGACAUCAAAUACAGUUAGUAUCUUGUAAUAUGACUCUAACUGGAAUACUCGUAAAAGCUGAUUUUUUUGGCAGUGAGCACCUCUUUCCCUAAAAGAUUUAUUUGCCAAGCUAUUGAGGUAUGGGAAAGAGAACAAAGAGUUUAGUUAUGAGUAAUUGUAGAUUAAUGCAUUUAAAAUAAAUUACAAGGAUUUGAUUUUGUAGCAUUGAUUGCAGUGAUGAUACAUUGUAAUGGAUUGAACUAUUCCUGUAUAUGUAGCAGUUUCAUUCCAUUUUAAAGUAGGAAGCAACCAUACAAAGAAUGAAUAAAAUGCACUUCUCUUGAAUCCAUGAUCAAGCUAGAGAAGAACUGUCAUGUGCUUUCUAAUGAAGUUUGAAUUAAAAUCAAAUUGAAGCAUACUGUAUACAGAUCACUGUUCUAGAUUUAAACAUGGACUUUUUAUACCAUUAGCCUUUUGAACCACCUGAGUUCAUUGGGCUUUCUGAGAAUCUCAUUUUUAUUGUGAAAGAUUUCCAGUGUAUAGUGUUGAUUUUUCUUCAGAGUACUGGCCACAUUUGGAAGACAGUUCACAGUCUGAUAAUUCUUGCUGCCAAAAUAAAAGUUAAUUAAUUUGGGGACUUAUCCCCUGCUCGGCUCUUGUUUGAAGUUGUUUAAAGGGCCUCUCUUUCUGUAGUGUCAAUAGUCAGUUUUUCAGUUUUACUUUUUCUACACUAAUGUGAGUGGUAAUGAUAUUAUUUAGACUACCACUUUUCAAACAAACAUAUUGACAACUAAAAUUAUUCUCUUAUGCCAAAGUUUUGUUUCAGCUCACUUUUUAUUCACAUUGGAUCUUUGUGUGGCAGCUUGCUAUUUGAGUCUGUGGGAAUAAAUAUUACACUGUGAUGGCACUUUUCAACAAUGUAAUGCUAUGUACUUUGCUCCUGUAUCAUUUCUAAACAAAGGCAUUUGAGAAAUGUCUGCAAUGUUCAAUGUAACAUUCCAUGUAAAGAUAAUAUGAUGGUUGUAAUUUUAUAAAAUAUUUUUAUAUUGCUUUUUCUAUGUGUGCACAUUUAAACUUUAUGCUGUUGUGUGGCCAGACUUUAAGUAGAUUGGGUGUUUACACUUUGCUUUUUGAUCGUCAUUUACAACAUCACAAACUACUGGUGACUAGUGUUGUAAAUUGAAAACUUGGGCUUAAGCUUGUACUACUGUUACCACCUGUUCAAAUAGAAACACACAUUUUGGCCUCAUUCAAAUGUCAAAACAUUAUCUAGCAAUCCUUGUUCAUGGCUUUAGUGGAUCAAGAUCAGAAUAUUCAGUCUGCUUUUUCCUAAUCCUUCAGUAGUGUGUGCAUUAUAACUUACUUCUCAGCUCUGAGUUUCUGUGAUUUAUCUAGUCAUUCAUAAUGCUGUUUUGCUCACUAUGUCACUGCCUCCUUAAUUGAUCAGGGUUAUAAACCUCAAGAAACACUGUUAAGUAAUAUUUUGAGCAAUUAUACCACAUUUUAAGUUAGCUUCUUACCUCACACAUCCCAUAGCCCUUACUGAGAGACGAUUAAACUUUCAAAUCAGAAAGCCUUGAAUCAGAAACUUUAGUUCCAUGGCUAGAAGAUAAUGAUUGAACAAAUGACCAUGAUUAUGGUUUGAAUAUUGGCAGUGCAACCAAUUUUAUUGAUAAAAGUUCAACCUCUGCACCUCCUUUAGAAUGGUAUCCUUUAUUUCACAUUGCCUCCCAUCAUCUUCACACUUGCCUGCCUUAUACUUCAUCUACAACCUGUCUGCCCAUUCCAUCGACCAAAGUCCUCUUGAACUUCUAAUCUUGCCCUCUGCUGAUGUCAUCCUUAAUAACAACCAAGAGAGCCUUCCCUGAGGUUUCUCCUCUUCGGGGAUUUGUUUGUCUCAAUGUUCCCUUCUAGCUGACAAAGAACGGACCACUGCCUUGGUGGAAUACAAACCAGUGAUUCCAACAGUAGCCUCCCAAUACAGCCAAGCUUGGGUGUAUUGUAGAUAGUUGGCAAUUUAACAAACAUAACAUAUGGUCACUUUGACACCAAACUCCCAUUUCACAGAACUGUUGUCCGAGAAGAACGAACAUUUCCCUGCAGAGAUGGAACAUCAGCAUUGCUGUGCCUCUGCUGCACAUCUCCAAACAGGCAUUGAGAACAGCAAGCAAUCUACCCCCUUUUACCUUCUUGCCAAGAAAUGAUAUAUACUAUUUCUCAUUCACCAAUCACAUUUUCUUAAAGGAUCUACUAUUCUUAAAAGAUGUAUUGUGUCAAAUUCAUGCCAACUCCGUGUCAGCCUUAUUUACUUUUAUACCACUGACAAUUUAUCAGACUGGUUGUAAAGUUUGAGUCAAGGUCACAAAUGUAAGUGAAGCCCCUUUGCAAGAAGCAGCAGUGAGCACCUAAAUGCUGGAAGUACAUAACAUUAACACAACGUUUGUGACAAGACUUGGUUAACGCUCAGGACGUAGAACUUCGGUCAGCACUGGAUACUUUUCCGAAAUAUCGAUGAAUUUGCUGUCUAGAUCCAGUAUUUUAUUAUUUUACUUCAGACUUCUGGCAUUUGCAGUUUUUUCCGUAUUAUUUGAACCAGUGGCCGCAUUGUACUCUAAAAACUAAUAAAAAAUACCUUAAUAAUGA